AUGGAUCCCAAUCACAACACGAAUCUAGAAUAUAUUACUGCUGACCAUUUGUCGUAUCCAACAUGGUUAUUCACUAUCCCUGGAUAUUUUAUUCAUUUAUUGUUAAGUGUGGUUCGAUGGUUUGAUUUACAAACUUUUGUAUUCAUUUGCAUAGUUUACAUUUAUUGUUGUUAUAGUUAUAAACAAUCAACUAUGAAACAACAAACUUCAUCCUUUUCUAUUGGAGCUACUACUACUACUACUACUAAACGUCGGUUAUCCAAGGGUAGAAAUGGAUCGAUGUAUUUACUUAAUUUUGUUGAUGAUUUUUCUAAAGACAAUACUUCAAAACAGAAACAAAAACAGAAACAAAAACGGAAACAGGGUCCUAUCCCAAUUUACCAAUCCAGAACAAGUUUUAUUUCACAAUGUUAUAAUUUUUUUUAUGAGUAUAUCAUAUCUUGUUAUUCGAUUUUCAGAGCUCCAUCCAAUAAUUAUUAUGAUUUUCCAACUACUAUUGAUAUGAGUAAAUCUCCAGUUGCUAUUUUAAAUUCAAUUAGUCCUGUUUUGCAUUCAGUACCUUUUAAUUCUCAAAAGCUUAAAGUAUGUUUAUUUUCUUCAAUGACGGAUAAAACACAUGAACGUCUGGUUAAUCUUAUUAAUGAUUCUAUUAUUCUCAAUUCUUUGACUGAAUUUAAGAUUUGGUUAUUAAAAUAUCUGAAACCUUCCAAAAGCUAUAAGUUAUCAAAAGCUAAAUCUGAAGCUUAUUUUGCUAAACAAGUUAGUUUAUCUUUGAGCCAUGUAUUUAAUUCUCCAGUCGCUAAUAAUUUAUGUGAAGUUCAAUUACAAUUAUGUGAAUGGGCUCAUUUGCCUUAUUUACUGGCUAUUCAAGCAGAUAUAUUAUUAUCAAUUCUUCAGAGUUCAAUAUGGUCUUCACAACCUUGGCUUGUUAAUGCUGCUAAUAAAAUCUUAGAAAAAUUUCCUAAUAUUGAUUUCCACGAAUUGCUUUUUAAAUUAGGUCAAACUCCUUUAUAUGUGCCACGUGAUUUUCCUUGUAAUCCUCGUCGUCGUCAUCGUCCAAAAUACACCAUUUUUAACCAGAGAGAAGGAGGAGAAAGAAGAAAAGAAAAAAGAAGAUGGAGUGAUUCAGGUAUCACUAAACGUUGGACCUUGGACGACAAAGUAGUUACCUCAGGUGGUCCUACUCCUUAUAAGGACUCUAAUGGAACGUAUAGGACAUUGAUUGAUAAAAAUGAGAAUGUUGAAUUUAUUAAUGAGAAUGAUACUGGUGGUCUAGACAUUCCAGCUAAACCUAUUGCUGCAUCCACCCCUUUUACAAAUAUUACAAUUGAUAAUGAUCCUAUUGAUGGUGCACUUGCAUCAUCUGUUAUUACUGUUGAAGAAGGGUUUUCCUUAAUAACUACGUCUAAAGGAAAAAUACCCCUACCGCCUAUUGACAAUUAA
Candida dubliniensis CD36 is the source of this 1443-nucleotide messenger RNA. RefSeq lists its product as uncharacterized. Lineage: Eukaryota; Fungi; Ascomycota; Pichiomycetes; Serinales; Debaryomycetaceae. Bases 1 to 1443 code for a protein of 480 amino acids. The record is from RefSeq and is a predicted model, not a curated record. The transcript has a single exon.